Messenger RNA from Echinops telfairi (small Madagascar hedgehog), 1124 nucleotides. It is a transcript of the gene EIF6, whose product is annotated as eukaryotic translation initiation factor 6. The record is from RefSeq and is a predicted model, not a curated record. Gene Ontology annotation, biological process: cytosolic ribosome assembly; ribosomal subunit export from nucleus; maturation of LSU-rRNA. Gene Ontology annotation, molecular function: ribosomal large subunit binding. Lineage: Eukaryota; Metazoa; Chordata; Mammalia; Afrosoricida; Tenrecidae. Bases 156 to 893 code for a protein of 245 amino acids. Gene Ontology annotation, cellular component: nucleolus; preribosome, large subunit precursor; cytosol. The transcript is spliced from 7 exons.
GCGUGUGGCGAUUGCGAUUGCGUGGUGAGCGGGUGGGAAGCGAAGCUCCGAGGAUCCGUUCGGGCGCCGCGGUAGUGAGGGGCCCCGAGCACUCAAGGCCGGGGAGUGUGGAGCAUCUCCGUGGGUGGUCCCCCAAGUCUGAGCUCCCAGGCGUCAUGGCGGUCCGAGCGUCCUUCGAGAACAAUUGUGAGAUCGGCUGCUUUGCUAAGCUCACCAACACUUACUGCCUGGUGGCCAUCGGGGGAUCGGAGAACUUCUACAGUGUGUUCGAGGGUGAACUCUCCGAAACCAUCCCCGUGGUUCACGCGUCCAUCGCCGGCUGUCGGAUCAUCGGACGCAUGUGUGUGGGGAACAGGCAUGGCCUCUUGGUGCCCAACAACACCACCGACCAGGAGCUGCAGCACAUUCGCAAUUGCCUCCCAGACUCCGUGCAGAUCCGACGGGUGGAGGAGCGGCUCUCAGCCUUGGGCAAUGUUGCCACCUGCAACGACUAUGUGGCCUUAGUUCAUCCAGACCUGGACAGGGAGACAGAAGAGAUCCUUGCUGACGUGCUCAAGGUGGAAGUCUUCAGACAGACAGUGGCUGACCAGGUGCUCGUUGGAAGCUACUCCAUCUUCAGCAAUCAGGGGGGGCUGGUGCAUCCCAAGACCUCAAUUGAAGACCAGGAUGAGCUGUCCUCUCUCCUUCAGGUGCCCCUCGUGGCGGGCACUGUGAACCGAGGCAGCGAUGUCAUCGCCGCCGGGAUGGUGGCCAACGACUGGUGUGCCUUCUGUGGCUUGGACACAACCAGCACGGAGCUGUCUGUGGUGGAGAGUGUCUUCAAGCUGAAUGAAGCCCAGCCCAGCACCAUCGCCACCAGCAUGCGGGACUCCCUCAUCGACAGCCUCGCCUGAGUCACCUGCAUGUGCUCCAUGGGCUGUACCUGGUGCUCGUAGGACAUCGGCAGAGCUGACAGGCAGAGGGCCCUGUGCUCAGCCUGCCUUCCCCUGUGCCCAUCUCCUGAUGUAGCAUCACUAUAAACGCCUGUCAUUCAGUGUUGGCUGUUGGGCCCUGUGGCUCCUGGCCGAGGGCUCUGCAGUUUUGUGUCACCCUAUUAAAGGGCAGCAGCCCCUGGCCAUUCUAAA